AUGUCAGGGGCAAUGUCGCUUGCGAUGAUGCCUGUCGGUUGCCAAGUCGCCAGAUCGAAGCAGCGAGCGAAGGGCGGGAAACCAGAAACGAGAGUGGAUGAAAACCCCAAGCAAAAACCGAGACGCACAAAACGAGGGACGCUGUCUGCUAGAGAAGCGCAGAACGAGCAGGGCUUUUGGAGGGCAGAAGAAGAAGAAGAAGAAAGAACUGAAAGAGGAAGCACAAGAAAGAGGAAAGGCUCGAGGCGACCAGGGGGUCAUUCGGAUGGGGGUUUCGAGUGGCCAGGUGAGCAGGAAAAGAGGGAACCAGGGCGAUGCCUGGAUGGGGAUGGUGUGCCCGCGUGUGCUGCCAGUGUUGCGUCGAGGAUCACAGAUGGCAUCGGGGCCCAAGCUCGGAUGGAGAAGCGAGACACGCCAAGGGAGGGUCCAGGGCCGUUAAAAUGGAUGCAUCUGACGCUCUAUCCAGGCCCUAGAGAGAGAGAGAGAGAGAGGCCGCUGGAAGAAAAAAGUAUGGAGUUGAAAGAGGUGGUGGUGGGUUGA
Molecule: messenger RNA, 540 nt
Organism: Trichoderma harzianum CBS 226.95
Lineage: Eukaryota; Fungi; Ascomycota; Sordariomycetes; Hypocreales; Hypocreaceae
Exons: 1
Coding region: 1-540 (179 amino acids)
Source: RefSeq, a predicted model, not a curated record